Trypanosoma brucei brucei TREU927 is the source of this 3615-nucleotide messenger RNA. RefSeq lists its product as hypothetical. The transcript has a single exon. Bases 1 to 3615 code for a protein of 1204 amino acids. The record is from RefSeq and is a predicted model, not a curated record. Lineage: Eukaryota; Euglenozoa; Kinetoplastea; Trypanosomatida; Trypanosomatidae. Gene Ontology annotation, molecular function: protein binding.
AUGCCCGCUCCCCAUAAUUCGCCACGUUUGCUAGAGUGCCGGCAUGUCUUUGGUGUGUGUGAAAGUGUCAAAGGUGGGAUACAGUACCUGGAUGACAACAACGUUGUCUGGGUUUCAGGUAAAAAUCUUAUUAUACUCGACACACAGUUGGGCACACAGCAGAUGGUGUCGUGCACGCCGGGGUGUAAAAAAGUAACUGCGAUGGCGUUGUCCAACAAUCGGCGUUUCUUGGCGGUCGCAGAGAGUUCCAAGCAACCAAGUAUUGUUAUUUAUGGGUGUGACAGCAAUACCACACCCAGGUUGAAGCGGAAGAAGAUACUGCAACUUCCGGAUCUUGGUUCAUCGGAGUAUGUCUCUCUGUCUUUUUCUCACGACGGUCGGAACUUGGCAUCACUUGGUGGGCAACCUGAAUGGAACCUUGUUUACUGGAGCGUCGAGAGGGGGAAGGUGAUAGCAUCCUGUGCUGUCCUUGAUGAUAGUGAGGCUGCAACCGCCGACCACGACCUGCUGAAGCAGUGUAGUAUUUGCCCAAACGAUUCUUCCAUUGUGUGUGUGUCUGGAAGUGGUAUUGUAAGAUUCUUUUCACAGCAGGGAAGCCAACUCCGGCGCACCCCCGGUGGGGUUCGGGAGUCGGUGACGAAUUACCUUGCCCAUGUGUGGAUUCCGUCUGAGAACUGGCUCAUAUUAUCAACAGAAAAUGGUGAUUUGGUUCUUAUGGAAAACAACGAGGUAAAGUAUGCACUUCCGCUUUCCCCAUCAGACGGGAUUGCUAUUACUGCGUUGGUUGCUUGUGGCAAAGGCUUUAUAUGCGGAGGGGACCUGGGUCUUAUUAGCAUUUACGAACGGGUUGACAACAAGGAGAUGUAUCGGAAGGUUCGAACGUUCAAGUUCAACAAUGACUCGAACAUUAUGGGACCUCCGGGUGAUGCAAUACCCGUGAUACUUUCCUUUACUCUGUCCCCUCCACCCGCAGAGGAGUACGUUUCAUUUCUUACUAGCACGAAGCAGCUUUAUUCACUAAACCUUCCGAAUGCCGACUUUUUUAAGAAUGAGGAUGGUGUGUUUGAGCCCAUUGGCCAACCGUUUCACUCGGCGCCAGUGAUAGGGGUAGACAUUUGUGUGCAGCGGCCACUCGCUGUCACCGCAGGGCGCGACCGCUGCGUUUUUGUGUGGAAUUUUAUCACAGGUGUUGUUGAGUUCCGCAAGCGCUUUACUUCGGACAUCUGCAGUGUUGCUUUGCACCCAUCCGGGACGCACCUUCUCGUAGGACUCGCAGAUGGUCUGCAUAUGAUGAAUUUGUACUACAACGAUGUUCGGCACCUUAAGAACAUUGGCAUAAGAUCCUGCAUGGAGUGCCGCUUUAGUAAUGGCGGCAACUUUUUUGCAGCUGCUCAUGCCACGACGGUUUAUGUGUACUUCACUCAUACUUGUGAGUUAAUAGGCCAUCUACGAGGCCACAGUGGCAAAGUAAAGAGCAUAUACUUCGUCCCACCGGAUGACACGCGGAUAAUAACCGUAGGUAUGGAUGGUGCUGUUUUUGAAUUUAGCUUGUGCGACUUCCAUAAGGUAAAUGACAACACCCUAAAAGAAAUGACAUACAACUGUGCAGUGGCGGACUUGGGAACUGUGUGGACUGCAGGUAAUGACCGCAAGUUACGCCAAUUUGAUCGCACUAAGCUGUCACAAGUUGCGGUGCACGACCUUCACAACGCCUCCAUAUUUUCUAUGGCCAUCAGCUCCAGAUUGAAGCUACUUUUUACUGGAUGUGAAGAUGGCACGGUUCGCGUCUUUAACACGUAUCUUGGUGAGAGGCUUUCGUUAAAUGACAAUGACAACGAUGUAAAUGGUAUCAUGUCGGAGCUGCACCAUGCCCACGCAGGCGUUGUUUCACGUCUUGUCCUAUCGUUCGACGACGGAUUAAUAAUAAGUACAGGUGAGGACGGCGCCGUUAUAUUUUGGGAUGUCGUCGCGCCGUAUCGGGGCCCUCAAAAAGAGGUGGAAUAUUCGAGCGAACUGUUUGUAGCACGUAAGGAUAUGGAAGCAUCUACUAAGACCGUAGUCGAGCUCACCGCUGAGGCAACUGAAUUAAAAGAGCGCAUGCGACAACAACAAAUAAUUCGUGACCGUGUGCACGAAGAGCAACUGUCGAGGUUGGAACGGGAGUUCGCAGAGAAACGAGCAGAGCGUGUUGCCCGUUUUGAAGCUCUAAAAGAAGAGAAAAAUGAACAGGCAAUUAGAUUUACGGAGUAUAUGGCUGAGAUGGAGGAUAAGGACAAGGCAUCCCUACUGCGUACCAAGGAGGAUUACGCCGCGAAGAUCCUGUUUUUACGUCGUCGCAGUGACCGCUUGCAGCAACUGAUUAGUGAGAAGCAGCAUGAGCAUGACAAGAAUAUUGUUCGCAUACGCGAGCAGGCGAGACAAAAACCAGUUGAGGAUAGGGAGAUCCAGCAGCGUACCAUAAAGGAGCUAGACGAUCGUUAUCAGCAGUUGCUGGCAGAAAAGGAAGAGGAUGAAAAGCGCACUGAUACGUUCUGCGCUAUGAUGGAGGAGGCCACUGACGUAGAGGUGAUCAAGCGGAAGGAGGGCAAUGAAAAGCGGCGCAAGGAACAAUCACACGAGCUGUUUGCUUUGCAAGGUGUAAACGACUCUUUGCUCUCGGCCGAGAACAUAGCGCGGGCAGAACUGGAGGCCACGAAAGCGGAGGUGCGAGAAAGGAUGCGGCAGCAAGCGGCACUGGAGUCACAAAUUGAAGCCGCCAAACGCGACAUUGAGGCACUCACACAGGAGUUCAGGGACCGUGGAGAAACCAUAGCCGAGAAGGAACGCCGAGUACUUGAUUUGAAGAAGAAGAACCAGGAGCUUGAGAAGUUUAAGUUUGUUCUGGAGUACAAAAUCAAAGAGCUGAAAUCUCAGAUUGAUCCCCGUGAUGAAGAAAUACGGCAAACGAAAUCUCGUCUAGCGGAGAUGGGACGAGAAGCGGACAAAUACACCCGUAGCAACGAUCACCUUGUCCUACAAAUACGCAACUUGCGGCAAAAGAAGGCUGGACAGAGUCGUGAGCUUGAGAAGCUGGCUGUUUCCAUGCGCAGCUUCGGUGAGUUCCAGUCCCGUCUGUGGACGGAGUUAUGUGAUUUGCACGACGAAACAAACCCGCGUAAGUUGAAGGAGUCGGCCAAGCAACUCUUCGACAAGUACACGUCGGGGAAGGCAAUUGGUACACUUAAAGCCCUUGCGUCGCGGUCAGCAGCCGAUGAAGUAAGGGAGUACAACCGUGAACGUGAUCACCUUGAGCGCAAUCUUGCCGGACUGAGGAAUAAGGUAAACAAGAACGCGGAGAAUAACCGUAGUGACAAGUAUCGUAUUACUGCUGAGAACGUCAUUCUUAUAAAGGAAAUCAAUGACUUGCGAAAGGAGGCCAGACUGCUGGCGGGAAAAGCCGGUGUGUGGCGAUCGGCAGGGCAGAGCAGUGUAUCUGCCUGUGAGGAGGAUGUUAUACGGGAGAUUGCCUCACAACGCGCAGAGCUAGCGCGCCUAAAUGAAAUAGCGAAGAAACUAGAGGAAGACAUUCAGACCAGGUCCGCUCAGGUGCCGCUCUCCACGAAGAAGGAGGAGUAA